AACUCCUCUGUAUUUCAUCGAUUGCACAUUCUGAGAAAAAGAGAAAAAAGAAAAAGAGCUGAAGAGCUGAUAGAAAGUCUCUGUGCCAGGUUUAGUGGUUCAUCUCCAGUCAGCAGAGUAGGUGGUGUGGUCUUCUUUCAUUACAACUCAACUCAAAGACUGACACCACCAGCAUCUCACACUCACUCUUCUUUAAAGGUACACAGAGAGAGAGAGAGGAUCUUCUGGAGAUGCUCUGAUGGGUCCAUCUACUUAAUAGCCUGAGUAAACUUAAGUAAAGGUGGGGUUUGCUUCUGUCACUGUGCUGAACUCAACUCAACUCAAGACUGAGACCAGCAUAUCUUCACAACGCUCAACUUCACUCAACUCACUUCAACUCAAAGCAAAGGGAGGAUCAGCUGGUGAUGCUCUGUUGGGUCCAUCUGCUUCACUGAUUGAAUUAAGACAAUGGAAACUCAAGCUCCUCUGAAUGUUUCUUCAUUUUUUUCAAAAGAAAAUGUCUCAGAUCAUUCCUGCAAUGUGUUCAUGUUCAAGGACGCGGCUCAGGUUCUCUUUCCCAUCUUUUACAUCACUCUACUUGUGAUCAGUGUCUCAGGCAACAGCCUGGUCCUGUACAUCACCUGCCAGAGGAAGCAGAAGUUCAACUCCACGUCUUUGUACCUGAUCAACCUGGCCAUCUCAGACACGCUCUUCACCCUGGCUCUGCCUGGCAGGAUCACCUACUACAUCCGUGGAUUCGACUGGCCCUUUGGAGACCUUCUCUGCAGACUGACUGCCGUCAUCUUCUUCGCCAACACCUACGCCGGCAUCGCUUUCAUGACCUGCAUCAGCGUCGACCGCUACUUGGCAAUGGUGCACCCACACAGGUGCCUGACGCUGAGAAAAAUCAAAACUGUGCGUGGUGUCUGCGCUCUGGUCUGGGCCAUCAUCGUUUUGGAGACGUCUCCUCUGCUUUUCAGGAACAUGAUGAAGGACUGGGAAAAUCAGCGCACGUGCAUGGAGUACUCCAGUCUGGACGCGUCUCCAAAGAUGCCCUACAUGCUUCUGUUCGCCUGCGCCAUUGGGUUCUGCGUUCCCCUGGGAGUCAUCAUGGGCUGCUACAGCAAGAUCAACUCCAAGCUUUCGAGAAUGGCCAAGGAAAACCCAAUGACCGGCAGGUCGGGAAAGAGUCAGCGAGCCAAGAACGUGAUCCUGCUGAUCCUGCUGAGCUUCGUCGUGUGCUUCGGACCCUACCAUUUCAACAUCAUACAGUUCAUGGUGCGCAGGCUUCUUCGAGAACCUUCCUGCGAGGAGAAGAAGGCCUUCAAAAUGUCCCUGCAGGUCACAGUGUCAAUGAUGAACCUCAACUGCUGCCUGGAUCCGGUUAUCUACUUCUUCGCCAUUAAGACGUACAAGCAGAGGGUGAUGAGCCUCUUUAAGGGCUACAUUCCAUCGCUUUCCUCCAAAAGCAUGCCGGAAAACAGCAGCAGCAACACCUGAAGAAUCACCCAGUUCGUAAUAAAUCAGUCUUUUAAUCAGCAUUUAUGAGCAGCAAGCAGACAUACUUGGACUGUCAAACUGUAAGCCAAGCAUGGCGUGACAAAUCCUCAAAUCCUUGGGUGCAAAAAAGGUUUAGUAUAGUUCACCCCAAAUGAACAUGGACACACGAGUGUAAAUAAAUGUGGUUUGGUUGAGUGUGUUAAUAACACAAACUCUUUUUACAAAACCAUUUUGCAAAACUGACAUCUGUUUUAUAUAUUUACAGUACAUACAGCUUUGGAAACAAAUAAGAAAUGACUUCACUUCAGUUUCUGAAUCAGUUUUUCUGCUUUUGCAACAGUUUUUAUAGGUAUACAUUUGAGUUAAAUGAACAUAAAAAAUAUUGUCAUUUACAGCAUUUAUUUGUAGAAGAUAAGAAAUGGCUGAAAUAACAAAAAAGAUGCAGAGCUACUUUCAGACCUCAAAUAAUGUGAAGAAAACAAGUUCAUAUUGAUCAGAAAUUUUCAUUGAUCAGUUUCAUGCAUCUUGGCAUCAUGUUCUCCUCCACCAGUCUUACACACUGCUUUUGGAUAACUUCAUGCUGUACACUCCUGGUGCACAAAUUCAAACAGUUCAGCUUAAACAGUUUGAUGGCUUGUGAUCAUCCAACUUCCUCUUGAUUAUAUUCCAGAGGUUUUCAUUUUGGUAAAAUCAAAGAACUCAUCAUUUUUAAGUGGUCUCUUAUUUUUUUUCCAGAGCUGUAUAUAUUUCAUAGCGUUGUCUCAUUUUUAGUUCUUAACUGCUGUUAAUGUUUCCUGUUUUUGUCACCUAAUAGUGAAACUGUGAUGUUUGACUGAUUACCAAGAUGAGCUGGUGAAGGAGACAGUGGUAUGCAGUGGUUUACACAGAUUUUACACACCUCUCUGCAGGUUAUCUUGUAACAAUCUAUUCAGGAAAUUGCUGCAUACAUACAGACUUGCAGAUCAGGGCAUUGAGCAAGUGAACAAACACAUAGAAUACAUGUUUAAAAGUUUAGGGUAAAAAGUUAGAAACGUUCAACUUACAUUCAACUAAGAAUGAAUUAAAUUGAAUUUAAUUUAUUUGGACAUUUAGUGGAAUGUUCAUACAACAGUACAUUUGCAUGAAAUGAAGAAAUAGUAACAACACCUCAACCCAAAAUUCCAUAUUUGACUUAUUAAAAAUUGAUAUAAUAGUCAAAUAUUCACACAUUUUAGAAAAUCACAUAAAAAAAAAGUUUAUAUACUAUGCUAUAUACAGGGGUUGUACAAUGAAACUGAAACACCUGUUGUCACUUUAGUGUGGGAGGUUUCAUGGGUAAAUUGGAGCAACCUAGUGUCCAAUCUUCAUUAAAUGCACAUUGCACCAGUAAGAGCAGAGAGUGAAGAUUCAAUUAGCAGGGUAAGAGCACAAAAUAUUGCAAUGCACACAACAUUAUGGGUGACAUACCAGAGUUCAAAAGAGGACAAAUUGUUGGUGCACGUCUUGCUGGAGCAUCUGUGACCAAGACAGCAAGUCUUUGUGAUGCAUCAAGAGCCACGGUAUCCAGGGUAAUGUCAGCAUACCACCAAGUAGGACCAACCACAUCCAACAGGAUUAACUGUGGACGCUGUAAGAGGAAGCUGUCUGAAAGGGAUGUUCGGGUGCUAACCCGGAUUGUAUCCUAAAAACAUAAAACCACGGCGGAUCAAAUCACGGCAGAAUUCAAUGUGCACCUCAACUCUCCUGUUUCCACCAGAACUGUCCGUUGGGACAAUACAUUAUUGUGCUUUAAAACCAGGUCUUUCAUUUUCAUUGUCCAACCCCUGUAUACAGUAUAUAGCAAGACAUGUAUAAUCCUGUAAUUAAACAUAAACUGAGAAGAAAUGAGCUGUAAAUGGUGCUGGUUUUGUAUGUAUUUGUGUCUCUUGAGCUCUUAGUCUUUUAGUAUUGAUAUUUUUGUGAUUGUAUAAUUUUGUAUAAACUCUGAAGUGUGUGAAGAUCAGCGCUGAUAAGAGCUGUGGGUAGGAAAUGUGGUGUAAGGCGUGAAAAGGAAACAAAAAAAACAAAGUGGAACAAUACCUCCAUUCUUCACCCACCAAGUUUUCAUAAGACUUUCAGUAAUUGUAAUGAACAUUUUUAGAUCUCAUGACUGUUAUUUUCCUACCUGUUCCACAUUACUUGGCAACAAUGUGAAUGACUUGGCUUAUAUUAGUAAAUGUAAGCAAAUCCACUGGCUUAUAUAAACUUAGAUUCUGGCUUAUAUGAGUGGCUGUCUGUAAGACAAGUUACUGUGGUUCUUACUGUACUAUUUCUUAUGUUUCUUAGGAGAUUGCUGUACAUUUUUUACAUUUUAAGGAAAAUAUAUGUUUGUUUUCCAAAUUUCUAUCUCUUUCAUCGUUUCUCUCAAAAGAAAUUA
Molecule: messenger RNA, 3874 nt
Organism: Astyanax mexicanus (Mexican tetra)
Lineage: Eukaryota; Metazoa; Chordata; Actinopteri; Characiformes; Acestrorhamphidae
Product: 7tmA_EBI2 domain-containing protein
Exons: 3
Coding region: 448-1479 (343 amino acids)
Biological process (GO): G protein-coupled receptor signaling pathway
Cellular component (GO): membrane
Molecular function (GO): oxysterol binding; G protein-coupled receptor activity
Source: RefSeq, a predicted model, not a curated record